GCAUAGUAUAAAACAAGUCAUAUUUAUUGAAACGCUGUCAAUUGGAAAACGACUUCAAAACCGGACAUUGUAAUUAAGGGGAAGUUAAUCAAAGAUGGACGAUACCAUAAUUAACGAUCUGAUAGCUAAAGGUCAAGAUGAUUUGCUAAAUGGACGCAAAUUAGACGCAAAAAGGCGCGCACGUGAGGCACUAAUUCGAGCUGAACUGAGGAAGACAUCCUAUUUAUUAGAAGAGGAAUCGUCACUCACAGAACGCAUGCUUACCGAUUGGUUUCGGGAGUGCUGUAUGAUCUUUAAGGGGGUAGACGAAUAUGCGUUGUCUGUAAGAUGUUUUUAUUUAGCCACCUUGUUUGAUGUGGAAUGGACAAUCGAAACGCAUAAGAAUGUAUUAUCGAGACUUUUGGGUCUACUUGUGCAAAGUAUUUCUACGGAAAACCGCGUUGAAAAAUAUAAGGAAUUCGAAAAAAUGUUCCAUGAAAUGAAUUCUAUAUCAUCAGCUGCUGAACAACGAAAUAAAUUAACAUUAAGCUUACAAAUCGACAGCGAUAUUAUUCGUCAACAGAAAGAUCUCGUAUUUUGGCUAAGAUUGGGACCGCUUAACAUCUGGAACAAUAAUAAUAUACAUUCGUUACUACUAAGAAUCGCAAGAAGUUACUUUAAACUGAAUGUACACUCGGAAGUUGUUGGAGUAACCGAGAUUGUUUUAAAGGAUUUCGGACAGAAUGACAACAUCACUGCUAUAGAGAUGUCGGCAAAAUCCUUGCAAGCACUGGGACAAAUACAGAAAUCAAUUGCCCGCUGCAGAUUGGGACUGAAUAAUGCAAAGAGUGAUGAACAGAAGGCGAUGUUUUUGAAUCUCAUGAAAAUACUAGAAGAUCAAAAAUCGCAGGAAAGUUACAGAGAAUGCAGGAGUUGGUUAAAAGAGACAAAUAUUGACACUGGAAGAAAUGAGAGGAAGGCAACACCAGCGAGUAAAAAACAUACACGACAUCGCAGGCCAAAAGCGAGGAAUCCUAGCUUUCCAACCCCCGAAGCUGCAAAAGAAGCAUUGGAUGUGGAAUUGUGUAUAAGAAAUCACAAAGAAACGAAUAUUCAUGUUUCUCAUGUUAAUCUACAGAAUAUAGCUGUUAUGCCAGUGAAUCUUGGUAAACCACAAGGUGAAGAAGGUAUGAUAUACCACACCGAAAUUGUGCGUAAUAAAAGAUAUGACGGUUCAGAUACUAGUUCAUUUUCUGGUGAGUCAAGUUCUGAUGACGAUUAUGAGGCUGUACGCAAUCCUGAAGAUUCAAUAUUGUUGGACAGUUCUGGAGCGGACGAAACAAACAUUGACUCAGAUGAUGCAAUAUCGUUGGAUAAAUAUGAAACUGAUGUGUAUGAACAUGCUGACGAUAAAACCGAUUUUUAUGAACAGAGUAAAUGUUUACAUAAAGAUGAAAUACCAAUAAAUUUCCACGAGGAAGAACUCUGGGUAAAAAAUGGUCUGCAGUUAAAACCCGGUUUCGUUAACCAAUUUAAACCAAAGAAACAUUUCGAUCAUGUUUACGAGGAUUGUGAAAAUGAAACAGAAUUACUAGAAAAACUUAAUUCCAACCCUGCAAAGUAUGUAAGGUGUAUAAUUCAUCAUGAUGGAUGUCACAAUGCAAUAUGCAACCCUGUUGACAAACUGAGUGAAGUUCCAACCAUACACAUAUCAGGGCGAUCAAAGAUUGGGAGAACAUUUAAUGAAGAUGAAGUCCUCGUCGAGGUGUUAAGCCGAAACAAAACAUCAGAGGAGGUGAAUGGACAAGUGUUAGGUGUUUUUAGGCGCAACAGAUACCAAGGUAUCAAACAUCCUGUAUUUAUAUGUACUGUUGAUGAAAAUGGAAGCCAUUUGCUACGACCCAUGUGUAAAACGGUCCCAAAAAUUAAAAUAAGCACAUCUUAUUUGCGAUCGGAUUACAACAGACCGAUAUUUACUGUUUAUGAUUAUAACGAACGUUUGGGAGUUUUAACAAAAUCUACUGAUGUCAAGGUAUCCUCAAAAGAACAUCUUUGUGUGUUUCUGGUAGUGUUUAUUACGUGGAGUUCAACGUUUACAUAUCCACUCGGAAGGAUUGUAAAAAUCUUACCAUGGGGAAAUACUGUAGCCAGGGGAUUAACAAUUUUGAAUAUGCAACAUGAAGUACAUUCAAUAUACAGUAAGGAAACAAUAGAUCAAGUGAAUGAUUUGCAACUAUCUGAAGGACUUGACGAACCAAGCACUGAAAAGCAACAGAACAGAAUGGAUUGUACAUUGCUAGACGCAUUUACAAUUGACCCACCAGGCGCAGAAGACCUUGACGAUGCCCUGAGCUUAGAAUGUAGGGAGGACGAAUUACAUGUUGGUGUACACAUAUCUGAUGUUACUGAGUAUGUAAUGAAAGACGAUGCAUACGACAACGAUGCGAAACAAAGAUUGUUGACUUUCUAUCCAAAAAUUGACAGACCAAGGCAUAUGCUGCCUGAACCAAUUAGUACUAGAAAAUGUAGCCUGUUGGAAGGAAAACGAAGGCUUACAUUAUCAGUAUUUUAUUGUUUUGAUAAACAUGGAAAAAGAAAUCAAAUCAAUACUCAAGAUAUUGUUCGACCAACAGUUAUAAAAUCUAGAAAACAAUUUUCAUAUUCACAAGCUCAAUCGAUCAUCAAGAAAAAAGAGUCUGAACAUGAAAUAACUAAAAUCGAAAAAGAUUUGAAGAUUAUGUUUAAAAUUGCUUGUGUACUUCGUAAACAGCGAUUGGGAAAUGCAAUGCAUGCAUCACAGGCUGUAUUUAAUGACAGAGGCGCCGAAGAUAAUGAACACGAAGCUCAUAUUCUGGUAGAAGAGUUCAUGAUUCUCACCAACAUUACGGUCGGAAAAAUGUUGUAUAAACAAUUUCCAGAGUGUGUUCCUGUAAGGUACCAACCACCGCCGUCCGAUGAAAAUAUGCACGAAUUUCUGCGGAAAAACGGCGUAUUUAUUGAUGUAGUGGCAAACCUGCAAGAUAGAUGCAUAGGAGGCAACAUUCGGGGUUUACACACACUUCUUGCUAUGGAUAACCAGUCGGUUACGGGAAAACAUGUGACAGUUCCAAAAAAUAUGUGGCAAGCUAUAAAAGAUCACAGAAUACCGAAGCAAAUGCUGAUGUGCGACUACAUGCUUCCCAUUCAGCAUGUUACACUCCAAGAUUGGAAUUUUAUUCAAGAAAGGGCCGGAUAUAUCUGCUGUAACGGACACAAGUCCGAUGCUGACGAUUGCAAGCAUUACCAUCUUGAUGCCUUCCCAUAUGUUCAUUUCACUUCGCCCAUUCGACGGUUUAUCGAUAUUGUUAUUCACCGGCUUGUACACGCGUUUCUCAACGAUGAACCAUGUCCAUAUACAUCAACCGAAAUCAAAUCAAUUUGCAAUCAGUUGUGUUCAAAGGAGAAACAAGCCAAAGAAUACAGCAAAAAUUGUCAACUGCUAAAGAGAGCUUUGGAACUGCAAACACAACCACAGAUGUUACAGUGUUAUGUGGAGGAUGUUUCUACAAGUGGCAUAAUUUUUUGCACACCAUCGUUGAAAAAUGUUACAAAAACAGAUAGAACAUUGACUUUUAAUCGUUUAGAGAUGGGUCAUAAACCUGAGCUUAUGCAAGCUGAAACAGAAACAGAAACAUGUGUAAGAGCAACGUGGAGGAAAAGGUUGUACGACUGCAAAGGAACAGCUUUCAAAUAUCCAAAAGAGGCUCUCAAAAAGGCAUGUUUACCAUUGAAUCCUAACAAAAACGUCAUCUUAAUACCACUUGCAACAUGGGCCCACAUGAUAAAAUCCGCACUAAACGGUCACAAUGCUGAUUUCGAAAAAAAACUAUUAUUCGCAGCAGCGCAGCAUUCAUCGCUUAUCUCAGGUUUUGAUGAUGUCAGUACCGAAAGUGUCGAUUUGAAAGAUCUGAAACCAUGUACGAAAUUUUCAUUUGAUUUCAAGAGAGGUCAGGUGAUAAAUAUCCAAAUGUUAGCUGGACCAUUACGUGGCAUUAUGGUUCCUAAACCUAUGUGCUUAAAACUGACGGAUACUAUUUGCUUUUGUUUGUUGCAUACAGAAGAUCCCGUGUUUUACCUUUCUAACUACUCCAGUGUGGCAAUAUCAAAGUCCUUCCGUAAUGUCACUCAAUAUGUACAUGAAUGGCUGCCACUCAUUCUCAUGGAGUCUGCCGCCAGCACAGUGGGUUGCACGAAUGAUAAUUUUUGCAUAAAUAACGUAAAUAUAAACUUUACCUCGGGGGCUAUAGGCAAGUUCGCGCUUUCAACCAAACACUGUGAUGAAAGAAAUAUAGAACUAUCUGGUAUACAAAGGGACGAGUCGAUCAAGGGUGAUGAAGAGGCAUAUACACGUGAUUCUGCUGACGUUAUAAAAUCUUACGAUUGGAUUUGCAUUAAAGCUCUUUACCCAUUAGAUUCAAGUACAUCCCACAAUGGUGACUACUGGAUAGCUCAUGGAACAAUCACAGGUGUCCAGAAAAAGAGUCUUGAAAGUGAUAAAAUUAUAGUGUCUUUUAAAUUGACAGCAAGGUCGGGAACUGUUCCUGGUGAGUUAUCGUCUGGGAAUUCGAAAUACAGCAUUGAAGUCUUAAAGAAAGGCAACGUCGACGGUCGGAUUGAGGGAUUCAUUAAAACUCUUGAAAGGUCAUCAGAAUGUCUUCCAAAACGAAUUGCUAUCAAACAGCGAAUACCAGAUUUGGAUGCUGAAUAUAAAGAAGCUCUAACAGGGAUAAAGUUAGAUCUUCCUCGGCAAUAUAUGCCUUUAAACAAUCGAAAACAACAAGAAGCGAUCAAUAAAGCAAUGCGAUCUCGUUUUACCUUGAUACAAGGACCUCCUGGAACUGGAAAAACAAUCACUGGCAUCAAACUGCUUUAUCUUUUCGACCAAAUAAAUGAAAAGAUCAGUCGUCAGCGUUCACUGAGGAAGCGCGUGUUAUUCUGUGGUCCAUCGAACAAAUGCGUGGAUCUUGUCGCAAGAGAGAUGCUUGGAAUGGGAAACUAUGCUCCUAAAUUUGUCAGAGUUUAUGGAAAAUCGCUUGAAGCCAAAGAUUUCCCAAUACCUGGCAAAGUGUUCCAAACCCCAAAGAAUUUAGAGUCCGCUUAUGAUCUACGAAGCGUUUCCUUGCAUCAUAUAAUUCGCCAAAGAGGAAAGCCGUACGCUGUUGAAAUAAAGGAGUUGGAUGACUAUUUUAAAGACAAUUUGUAUAGACCAAUGCCAGAGAAAAUAAAAGAAUACCAGGACUUAAUUCAUUCUGCAAGUGAGAAUGAAAUUACGGAAUACAAUGUUAUUCUUUGCACCACAGAUGUUGCGACUAACGCUAGGCUACUAAAAGCACUACAAAUACAACAGCUUAUCGUGGAUGAAGCCGGCAUGUGUCCUGAACCAAAAUGUUUGGUUCCUAUUAUCGCUUCAAAGGCAGAGCAAGUUGUUCUUAUUGGGGACCAUAUGCAAUUGCGACCAAUCAUCAAAUGCAAGGAGGCAGCUGAACUUGGAAUGGACACGUCUCUGUUUGAACGAUAUGCGCUCAAUAGUGAUUCCGAGAAACUUAAAAAUAACGUGAACUUUACCAUGUUGGAUAGGCAGUAUAGAAUGCAUCCGCGAAUAUGUGACCUUCCAUCAGAGUUGUUUUAUGAGGGCAGGCUUCAGACUGCCCGAAAUGUUGGCACAGAUAAGCCUUUACCGAUUUGGCCAGAGCACGAAACGCUUGGUACAAUUCCUCGGGUAUUCGUGCAUCUUGUGGGAAAUGAAGAAAUGCUCACAGUUUCGACCGAAGAUGGCAAUGAAAUGUCGAAAAGCAAUGCUGUAGAGGUAGAUUAUGUCGUUGAACUGUAUGGAUAUUUGAUAUCACAGGCCUCCAGUGUUUUCAUCUUGUCGCAAUACAACGCACAAUGUGCGGAAAUAAAGAGGAAGUUACGAGAAAAUUAUUUAAAUGAUGAAUAUGUGAGCACAGUGGUUUCAAGUCAAGGUGGAGAGUGGGAUUACGUGAUCUUCAGUACUGUACGAUCUCUGCCUGAAUACAAAAUUGAGAAGAACCCCACCUUGGGCUGGUGCAAAUACAAUCUGGGUUUUAUCACCGACCAGAACCAGGUCCACGUAGCCAUUACAAGAGCCAGGAAGGGUCUCGUCAUCGUUGGAAACAAGCAUCUUCUACGGUGUGACAGGACUUGGAAUACAAUCCUUGAAGACUAUGAACAUUACGGCUGCAUUAAAACUCCGCAGGAAUUCCCGCCACCAAACAAGCGGUUGCCAAGACGGGAAAUAAUGGCCCGUGAGCAGGCGCACAAUUACAGAAGACAUGGCGAGACCAUUUAUGAACGCGGGCAGGCCACCUCAUACGAUGGACCAAUCGAUGAAACACCAACAUCGCGAUUUCGAAAUCGCGGCGGUGUUUUUGCGAGACCAGGCUACCGUAAUUGAUCAUUUUAACAUGGGAGCUGGUACCUGAAGAAAGUUGUGGCAUUGACAAGUGUUUUCUGAGGUUGUUUGCAUUUUCACAUAUUUAUUUUAAGUUGCUUAUAAUAUGCAGAGUGUGAGUAACGUAUUUGUUUAUCCGUCUUCGUCUUUUAUUAUUUGUGUGUUGUUGUGUCACACGAUGCAUAACCAUGAUAUUUCAAGCUCUCAGUUUUGAUAAAUUGUUUGAGUAAUUCGCUCUACAUACGAUUUGCGUUGAAUCUGCCGAACAAGUAUAGGUUACAGUAUACUAAAAAAUCGUGUCUUGUAGGGCUGUACUCUCUAAAAAAAAUAGCAUAGUUGACUCGAAGGCAUGUUUUACACGUUUAACUAUUGUUCUGUUUUUUUUUUCUUUUGGCGAUAGUGGUAGGGUAUAAAUAGGUUUUCACUAAAUAUCCCUGAAAUAUGAUGAUUUUAGACACUGUAGUAAAACAUUGCAUUGAAAAAGGUUACAUUCCGCUCGAAUACGGCCGGAAAAAAGGUUGCAAAAACAGUUGAUGUUGAUUUGUGUCAAGUUUUUCCUUGGUUUGUACAUGACAUAUCUUUUUUAUUGAA
This is a messenger RNA of Dreissena polymorpha, 7021 nucleotides long. RefSeq names its product helicase with zinc finger domain 2-like. The record is from RefSeq and is a predicted model, not a curated record. Gene Ontology annotation, molecular function: RNA binding; 5'-3' DNA helicase activity; RNA nuclease activity. The transcript is spliced from 19 exons. NCBI's taxonomy places the organism in Eukaryota, Metazoa, Mollusca, Bivalvia, Myida, Dreissenidae. The coding region runs from base 95 to 6433 and encodes 2112 amino acids.